UUUUGUACGAACACAGCAUAACCUUGACUUCAUUAUUAAGAAAUAAAACCGGGAAUUCAAAGGGGGAAUCCCCUUACUAUAAAUUUUGAGUCAAGUGUUUGUGUGCUAGGAUAAGGCAUGUGUUACGCGAGAGAUGUGGGUUGUUUUCAUUGGCUGGCUUUAGAUUUAUUGCUAGCUUCAGGGUUUUACUGCUACACGGUCAGGUCAAACCAUCUCGAAUGCGAUACGAAGUUUAGACGAUUUUAUUGGAUUAGCAAAGAUGUGUGUGUGUUAUUCUUCGCUGCGUGGUCUUGAAGGCAUAGUAAGAAAAUGUCAUACAGAAUGAAAGAAAUAAAGUGAAGAAAUAAAGUGAAGAAUUAAAGUGAAGAAAUAAAGUGAAGAAAUAAAGUGAAGAAAUAAAGUGAAGAAAUAAAGUGAAGAAAUAUAGUGAAGAAAUAAAGAGGAGAAAUAAAGUGAAGAAAUAAAGUGAAGAAAUAAAGUGAAGAAAUAACAUGAAGAAAUAACGUGAAGAAAUAAAGUGAAGAAAUAAAGUGAAGAAAUAAAGUGAAGAAAUAAAGUGAAGAAAUAAAGUGAAGAAAUAACAUGAAGAAAUAAAUUGAAGAAAUAAAGUGAAGAAAUAAAGUGAAGAAAUAAAGUAAAGAAAUAAAGUGAACAAAUAAAGUGAACAAAUAAAGUGAACAAAUAAAGUGAACAAAUAAAGUGAACAAAUAAAGUGAACAAAUAAAGUGAACAAAUAAAGUGAACAAAUAAAGAAAUAACUUAAAAAACAAAGUAAUAAUGAGAAUAUAUAAAGCAAUAACUUCAACAAGCAAAGGAAUCAAGAAAACAAAUAAAGAAAUAACUUCAACAAACAAACAAAUAAAGUUACAAAAGAAUCAAGUGUGCAAAUAAAGAAAUAAACCAAAGAUGUCACUGGGAAAUCAAGUAGACAACAGCCAGCUAGUAGUUGUAGUUUUAAAAAUGUUAAACAACAAGAUUAGUACCCAGAGCUCUUUAGUGAUAUGGCUGUUCUCAUUCAUUUUCCAAUUUCUGGGCUUUCCUAAAAAGCAAGCAUUUUUUUGGCAAUGUAUAUUCUACGUUGUUACAAGUUUCAUCACAUCUGUGGUUCCUGAAUACGUAGCAAUUUAUCUGGAAUCUUUAAUGUAUUGGGUUGGUAUCCCCUCUUUGGUAUUCUUGUAUCAUAUUCAAACUAGGGUCAACAUUUUUUAUAGUUCUUACCUCAGGGGUUUUGUUUCUUUUUUUCUGUAUAUGAGAUCCCCCAUGCACCAGUUAGCUGAGAAAAAUAGCAACACUCUUUUAGAAGACUGUGUUAAGGGGUCAAACAGGUAUAAAGAUUGUAAGGACUCCUGGGGUUGGACACCUUUACAUGUGUGUGCAAAGAACGGGAAUACAGAGCUGGGAGCGUUGCUUCUUAAAGAGGGAGCAAAUUUAAAUACAAAAACCUGGUUUUUUGGAAUUGGGAAAACAGCUUUACAAAUAAGCGUUGAAAAAGGUCACAAAAGUUUUGUUGAUCUAUUGAUACAAAAGAAAGCGAAUGUCAAUGAGCGUACUUUUUGGUCAAGAAAAACCGCUUUACAUUUGUCUCUCGAAAAUGGACAUGAAGAUGUUGCUGAUGCGUUGUUGCGUGCAGGAGCUGAUGUAAAUCUGGUUGAUAGGCAAGGUAAGACAGCUUUCCAUUAUGCUGCUAGUCGUGGAUGUGAUAAAAUCGUAAAGCUGCUUUUAGAAAGAGGUGCUGUUAUUAAUAGUAGAAACGAGCAUGGAAAGACUGCGUUACACUACUGUGCAGAAACAGCAAAUAGCGUCAUGACAAAUAUUUUACAAAAAGCUGGAGCCUCAGCAAACUUAAAAGACAACGAAGGUAAAAUACCUUUACACUAUGCUGCCAUCAAAGGGCGUACAGAAACAGCUUUAACGCUGGUGAAAUUUACAGACUUUCUCGAUACGACUGACAACUGCGGCAAAACGGCUUUACACUACAGCUCCCAGAGAGGCCUCACGGAAGUCGUGAAGACGUUAGUGGAAGCCGGAGCUGGUGUUGACGUCACUGACCAUUACGGGAAAACCCCAUUGCACUACAGCGCUGAAGCAAACUAUCUUAACGUAAUCAGAGUACUCGCCCAGAAGGACGCUAACCUUGACAUUGUUGACACUUCCGGUCAGACAGCCUUGGAUGUGGCCACGGAAAAAUCAAACGAUGACGCUGUUGCAGUUCUGAGAAAACACGGCGCUAAGGUGUUGAAACAAAAGAGAAAUAAAUUCAUGGCAGCGUGGAGUUGUACCAGAAGUCUAGUAAUUCCAUCCACUUGGGCUAUACAGACAGGAUAUUCAUAUCUAGCAAACAGUUUGAAAUCAAAUUCUCCAAGAUCGACAACAUCCUCUACAAAUACAGAAGUCAAAACACAGCUUAAUUUGAAUGCUACUGGAUCAGAAGUUUCAGCUUCUGAAGAUAAAAUACUUGAUAUUGAUACAACAUCUACAACACCUAUUAACAUACCAUCAAAUACUGAUACAGCACCAACCACUAAUAAUGCACCUGUUACAACAGCAACUGCUUUUAGUAGUGAGAUACAACCAACGUCUUAUAUUACACCAAAUACUAAAGCCACACCAAAUACAACACCAACUAAUGAUGUACCACAAACUUCUCAUACUACACCAAAUAUUGAAAAUACACCAAAUAUUGAAAAUACACCAAAUACAACACCAACUAAUGAUGUACCACAAACUUCUCAUACUACACCAAAUAUUGAAAAUACACCAAAUAUUGAAAAUACAUCAAAUACAACACCAACUAAUGAUGUACCACAAACUUCUCAUACUACACCAAAUAUUGAAAAUACACCAAAUAUUGAAAAUACACCAAAUACAACACCAACUAAUGAUGUACCACAAACUUCUCAUACUACACCAAAUAUUGAAAAUACACCAAAUAUUGAAAAUACACCAAAUACAACACCAACUAAUGAUGUACCACAAACUUCUCAUACUACACCAAAUAUUGAAAAUACACCAAAUAUUGAAAAUACACCAAAUACAACACCAACUUUUGAUAUACCACAAACUUCUAAUACUACACCAAAUAUUGAAAAUACACCAAAUAUUGAAAAUACACCAAAUACAACACCAACUUUUGAUAUACCACAAACUUCUAAUACUACACCAAAUAUUGAAAAUACACCAAAUAUUGAAAAUACACCAAAUACAACACCAACUAAUGAUGUACCACAAACUUCUCAUACUACACCAAAUAUUGAAAAUACACCAAAUAUUGAAAAUACACCAAAUACAACACCAACUAAUGAUGUACCACAAACUUCUCAUACUACACCAAAUAUUGAAAAUACACCAAAUAUUGAAAAUACACCAAAUACAACACCAACUUUUGAUAUACCACAAACUUCUAAUACUACACCAAAUAUUGAAAAUACACCAAAUAUUGAAAAUACACCAAAUACAACACCAACUUUUGAUAUACCACAAACUUCUAAUACUACACCAAAUAUUGAAAAUACACCAAAUAUUGAAAAUACACCAAAUACAACACCAACUAAUGAUGUACCACAAACUUCUCAUACUACACCAAAUAUUGAAAAUACACCAAAUAUUGAAAAUACACCAAAUACAACACCAACUUUUGAUAUACCACAAACUUCUAAUACUACACCAAAUAUUGAAAAUACACCAAAUAUUGAAAAUACACCAAAUACAACACCAACUAAUGAUGUACCACAAACUUCUCAUACUACACCAAAUAUUGAAACUACACCAAAUAUUGAAAUCACGCCAAAUACAACACCAGCUUCUGAUAUACCCCACACUUCUGAUACAAUACCAAUUACUUCUAUACAACUGCUUUCUCUAACAACAACAAUCAAACCAUCGACUAAUUAUAUUAAUCGCGAUACGACACUAACAACUACUACAAGUCGAACUACUGAUACACUAAAAACUACGAAUACAACACCAUCUACAAUGCCAAAUACUCAUAUAACACAAACUACUGAUAAAACUACUACAAGUCGAACUACUGAUACACUAAAAACUACGAAUACAACACCAUCUACAAUGCCAAAUACUCAUAUAACACAAACUACUGAUAAAACACCAACUACAACAUCAACUAAUCAUAUAACGCCAACUUCUUAUGUGCCGCCAACUGUUGAUACAACAUCAAGUACUGAUAUAACAGCAACCACUGAUACGACAACAACUACUAAUACAACGCCAUCUACAACAUCAAUUACUGAUAAAUUAUCGACUGCUGAUAUACUAACAACUACUGAUAAAACACCAAAUGCUGAUAUAACACUAACAUCUGUUAUACCACAAACUACUGAUACAACUCAAAUUACGACGCCAACUACUUAUAUAACACCAACUACGGAUACAUCCCCAACUACCGAUAUUUCAUCAACUUAUGCUAUUCCAACAACUACUGAUAUCCCACCAACUUCUGAUAUCCCACCAACUACUGAUAUCCCACCAGCUACUGAUAUCCCACCAACUACUGAUAUCCCACCAACUACUGAUAUCCCACCAACUACUGAUAUCCCACCAACUACUGAUCUAGCACCAACUACUGAUAUCCCACCAGCUACUGAUAUCCCACCAACUACUGAUAUCCCACCAACUACUGAUCUAGCACCAACUACUGAUAUCCCACCAGCUACUGAUAUCCCACCAACUACUGAUAUCCCACCAACUACUGAUAUCCCACCAACUACUGAUCUAGCACCAACUACUAAUAUCCCACCAACUACUGAUAUCCCGCCAACUACUGAUAUCCCACCAACUACUGAUAUCCCACCAACUACUUAUCUACCACCAACUACUGAUAUCCCAUCAACUACUGAUAUCCCACCAACUACUAAUAUCCCACCAACGUCUGAUAUACCACUAACUUCUGAUAUACCACCAACCACUAAUACUACAACAAUUUCGGCAGCAAAAGCCUUUAGCACAUCCACAUCAGAUCCAAAUGUUAAUAGCAACACAAGGAAUGAUAGAUCUUCAACACCAAUAGCCAGUACCACAACAACAACAAAAAAUACCAAAUUGACCAAUGCUACAGCAACUAAGAACUCGGUUAAGCAAACAAUUCAAACUAAGCUCGACCAAAACAUUGCACAUAAUAAAUGUACACACAUACAAUCAUCGGAAAUGGGCCAACCAAGUCAGAAAAACGCACCAGAUAAUUUUAGACCACUACACCUUCAAGAAAACUUAACACAACCAAACCUUGAAACGUUUGGGGAGAAUGGUCAGACAUUCUUUGAAAAACACAAGGAUAUGUUGGACAACUCAGACGUUAUCCAAGAAAGCUCAGAUGGAGAAAGUCAAACGAACGAUAAGCAAAGUGUGAAGGUCAUACAAGAAAAGAAUAGCAUAAAUAGCAAAAUGGAAGAAACGAAACGAAAACCAAUGCUCAGCAAAUGGAUUAGAACCCGCACUAGUGACGAUCGAUUAAACGAGACAAACAGCAUGAGAAACAGUAUGGACGUUGAGAACACAGAAAAUGGCGGAUAUCAACUUUUAAAUAGUCGGACAAAAAAUGACUCACCAAAAUCUACUACAAGAUAUUUCAAGAAACAGGCCCCAAAGAAUAAACUUCACAAGCAUUAUUACAGUAAUGUGGGGCCUCAUGCCUACGCCUCCAGGAGAAAAUACUUCUGGAAAUAUAAAGUGAAUAUUUCAUCAAAAUAUGUCAAGAAAAAAACGAAGAAAACAAAUAAAAAGGAUAUGAAUGUUAAAAUGAAAAUAUUGACAAAAGCUAAAGAAUUGGAUGUCAAUUAUAUCCGGUACCCCAGAGAACCGAAACAAGCCAGAUUAAAAUCUGUGACGGAUAUGGAUGGUCCUUUACCAGUGUUGGCAGUACAGAAUUUGAUUGAGCGUGCUCUAAGUACCGAAACAACGAAAAUAAAAUCUAAAAAACGAAAAGCAAGUGGGAUUGGCAAGAGGGUCGUAACUUUCCAUCUAAAAUACUCCCCAAACAUCAUACACCAUUGCAAUCAGUUGAAUGUCGAGAAUGUGAAAUACCUGGCUACUGACAGCAAUCAGAACAUCUUCAUUGGGCACGUCUAGAGUCAGACUGAUGACACCACUUAUAGUGACACCUAAAAGGUGACAUCUUCAGUGGGCAUGUCUAGAGUCAGAUUGGUGACACCAUUUCUGUCACAUAUGACAUCUAUAUUUUGACAUCUUCACGUCUACCAUAGAGUGAAGACAGGAUGCAUACUUUUGCUUCCCUUCGUUUUAAAACACGUCCGUCGAUUAAUUGGGUUAAUGGACGCCAGCGAGAAAAGUCUCAAAGGUAUUUGAGAGGUCCAUAAAUUAAAUUUAAAUCAUGCACUGCGUAGUUACAAUUAAUAUGGUUAUAAAAUCCUGCCUGUCUGGUUUUUUCGGACUUUAAUAAAGAUUGGAUGUAUCUGAUGUUUUUAAUAUUUUCGGUAACUAAAUAAAAAUAAAAAAACAAAAGCAAAAACAAUUUGGUUUUCACGUGUAAUAAGGACAUAAACAAUGACAUCCUGCUAUUCGAUAGGCUGCCAUAAAU
Physella acuta is the source of this 6550-nucleotide messenger RNA. RefSeq names its product mucin-2. NCBI's taxonomy places the organism in Eukaryota, Metazoa, Mollusca, Gastropoda, Physidae. Gene Ontology annotation, molecular function: protein binding. The record is from RefSeq and is a predicted model, not a curated record.